GGCAGGCGAGCUGGCGGUCUGGAGGAGAGCACAGCCCCGCAGUAGAGAUUUCUGCUGUGAGAAUUACCAGUAACCGUUCACUAUGGGGGAUAUCCUGGCUCAUGAGUCUGAAUUACUUGGACUAGUGAAAGAGUACUUAGAUUUCGCUGAAUUUGAAGACACCUUGAAGACAUUUUCAAAAGAAUGCAAAGUAAAAGGAAAGCCACUAUGUAAAACUGUUGGUGGGUCAUUAAAGAAGGACUCCAAGUCGCUGGUAAUCCAGAAGGAUUUGGUGUCAGCGUUUGACAGUGGAGACCAGAAGAUGUUCUUUGACUUGUGGGAGGGGCAUGUUCCCAGCUCCAUCAGAGACACUGACUCCCUGGCCCAGAAGCUGGAAUUCUACCUUCACAUCCACUUCGCCAUCUACCUUCUCAAGUACUCCGGAGGCAGGCCGGACAAACAGGAGCUAGAUGAGAGGAUUUCUUAUUUCAAAACCUACCUGGAGACAAAAGGGGCUGCCCUGAGCCAAACUACGGAGUUUCUUCCCUUCUAUGCCCUCCCCUUCGUGCCCAAUCCUAUGGUCCACCCCUCAUUUAAAGAACUCUUCCAGGAUUCUUGGACUCCAGAAUUAAAGCUGAAGCUGGAAAAGUUCUUAGCUUUAAUUUUUAAAGCCAGUAACACACCAAAGCUUUUAACCAUCUAUAAGGAGAGUGGACCGAAUAGCAAAGAAAUGCUGCAGCAGCUCCACCAGCAGCUGGUGGAGGCCGAGCGCCGGGCCAUGACCUACCUGAAGCGGUACAAUAAGAUCCAAGCCGACUACCACAACCUCAUCGGAGUCACAGCCGAGCUGGUGGAUUCUCUGGAGGCCACAGUCAGUGGCAAGAUGAUCACCCCUGAGUACCUGCAGAGCGUCUGCGUCCGCCUCUUCAGUAACCAGAUGCGGCAGAGCCUGGCACACAGCGUGGACUUCACAAGGCCUGGGACGGCCUCAACCAUGCUACGAGCCUCCUUGGUACCUGAGAAGCUGAAGGAUAUCCCGCUACUGCCCUCCCUGGAUUAUGAGAAACUGAAGAAGGAUUUGAUUUGGGGGAGUGACCGCUUGAAAGCCUUCUUGUUGCAGGCUCUGCGCUGGCGCCUGACCACGUCCCAUCCUGGAGAGCAGAGGGAGACAGUCCUGCAAGCCUACAUCAGCAAUGACCUCUUGGAUUGCCACAGCCACAACCAGAGGAGCGUGCUGCAGCUACUGCACUCCAAGAGCGAGGCUGUGCGGCAGUACAUGGCCAGGCUCAUCAAUGCCCUGGCAUCCUUAUCUGAAGGUCGCCUCUACCUGGCCCAGAACACAAAGGUACUGCGGAUGCUGGAGGGAAGGCUCAAGGAGGAAGACAAGGACGUCAUCACUCGUGAGAAUGUCCUUGGGGCCUUGCAGAAGUUCAGUCUCAGGCGUCCUCUGCAGACGGCGAUGAUUCGGGACGGCCUCAUCUUCUGGCUGAUCGACCUGCUAAAGGACCCUGACUGCCUGUCUGACUACACGUUGGAGUACUCCGUGGCGUUGCUCAUGAACCUCUGCCUCCGCAGUGCAGGAAAGAACAUGUGUGCUAAGGUGGCAGGUCUCAUGUUGAAAGUUCUUUCGGAUCUCCUUGGCCACGAAAACCAUGAGAUACAGCCAUAUGUGAAUGGAGCCCUAUACAGUAUCCUCUCCAUCCCGUCCAUUCGUGAGGAGGCCAGAGCCAUGGGAAUGGAGGAUAUCCUGCGAUGCUUCAUCAAAGAAGGCAGCGCCGAAAUGACCCGCCAGAUAGAGUUUAUCAUCAAGCAGCUGAAUUCCGAAGAUUUGCCGGAUGGUAUUCUUGAGUCUGACGAUGAUGAAGAUGAAGAUGAUGAAGAGGAUCAUGACAUCAUGGAAGCUGACCUGGACAAAGAUGAACUGAUCCAGCCCCAGCUUGGAGAACUCUCAGGCGAGAAGCUUCUAACCACAGAGUACUUGGGAAUCAUGACCAACACGGGGAAAGCACGGAGGAAAGGGCUGGCCAGUGUGCAGUGGAGUGGGGACGAGCCUCUUCGUCGGCCAGUCACCCCUGGUGGCCACAGGACAGGGUGCCCAGUGCUAGGAGACCAUCUCAUUUCUCCCCAGAAUGCCCAACAAGCUAGAAACCGCUGCCUGCGGGCCAUACCCGUUGCUCAGCCAGAUGACUACAAAGAGGGCAAGCCUGGUGUUGCUGGGCGUGGCACGUCCUCUUCAUUUAUGGAUCACAAGCCAAGAGAGUGGUUACCAGCUGGACAUCAGGAGUCUCACUUGAUUCCCACAGCAGCACUCAGUUGGCCAAGGGAGAUGAUCCAGGACCCAAGCAGUGGACGCACCACCAGGGAAUUCACACCAGCCUUCACCUGCAAGCCCUGGGUACCCAGUACUCCAGAGACCAUGGAGCAGAACGCACUCAAGGCAAAAGCAUUGUCUCUGGCCCCUCAGUUCUCUUCAAGUGGCCCCCAACAGGCCAGCCGCCCGGCUUCCACAGCGUCCUCCACGAGGGACCUGCACAGCAGCCAGUCCUUCAGGAAAUGAAGAUGGCUUCCUUCCCAAGCUGUGACCAUCACGUUGUCUGAGGACCCAUCGGCUUCCGGUUCUCCACCAGCCAGCAGCUGCAGGUGAUGGAUGUGAAGAGACACUUGUCUCCAAGAUCCUGGGUGACCGAGGAUCCCAGGCGUGCCGGCCCUCCAGGCUGCCCAGGAGUCGAAGCCCCACUGUGUGGGCAUCAUCUCCUCAGACUGAGCCAAGGGAAGAGGGUGGGGGGGUCUUGACUGCCCUCCUGGUGAGCGGAGGGUUCCUUGUCACCUUUUGCACCCAGAGGAGAAAAAGGGGUAGACUUUGAUAAGGAUGGCAAAUUCUGGACUCAGCUUCCCUGGCCUUCAUAGAUUCCAGGCUAGACACAAAGCCACUCCAGUAAGACAGUAUCAUCCAGACUGAGAAGGAUGCGCCAGAGGAGUCUUUUCCCAAGUGCCUGGCCAGAGUACUUGGCAGCCCCUCACCUCUCAUGUGAACCAACCACAAGCAAGGAAGGAGGACAGGAAGCCCCCAGUCUCAAGGCAUGAGCUUUAGCUGCCUCUAAACAAGUGGUUCUCAACCUGUGGGUCUCAAACAACAGGAUCGUACAUCAGAUAUCCUGCACAUCAAUAUUUAAGUUACAAUUCAGUAAGAUUACAGUUAUGAGGUAACAAUGAAAAUAAUUUUAUUUUGGGUUGAGGUCUCUACAACACAGGGAACUCAAUUAAAGGGUCACAGCAUUAGGAAGGUUGAGAACCACUGCCAUAAACCUUGCUAAAGGUUAUAAAU
Molecule: messenger RNA, 3304 nt
Organism: Grammomys surdaster
Lineage: Eukaryota; Metazoa; Chordata; Mammalia; Rodentia; Muridae
Gene: Armc9
Product: armadillo repeat containing 9
Exons: 25
Coding region: 83-2536 (817 amino acids)
Biological process (GO): cilium assembly
Cellular component (GO): ciliary tip; ciliary basal body; centriole
Molecular function (GO): protein binding
Source: RefSeq, a predicted model, not a curated record